Gryllus bimaculatus (two-spotted cricket) is the source of this 447-nucleotide messenger RNA. The record is from the annotation of a GenBank genome assembly. NCBI's taxonomy places the organism in Eukaryota, Metazoa, Arthropoda, Insecta, Orthoptera, Gryllidae.
GUCUUUGGAAACGCACGCAGAAGCGCCGGAGCGGUGUGGGGAGGCGUCGCGGCGCCAGCGCUGCCGGCUGUGAUGCCGGGCGGUCGCCUUUGCGUUCUCCGAAGCGGCUCCGGCGGCUCCCCUCCCUCUGUUCCGGCGGCGGGGCUGGGAAACGGGGAGGGGGCGAGCAGCGGGGAGCAGCGGCGCUCACGACCCAUCCGUCCACUGCCACGACCCGCGUCGCUUUGUGGGCGUGCUGCUCCGGUCGCUUUGUGGGCGUGCUGGCGCCGGCGCUCGCCGGCCUGCUUGUGGGGGAGGGGGCCAUUAGCGGUUUCACCUUUAUGCUUGUGAACCUGCCAGGGUCAAGGAGAAUGGAAGGAAUCACGUGGCAGGAGCCUAGAGGCCAAAGGCUGUUUUACUGCUGAUUAAUUGGGACCUAGUGGUAAGAAGAAAGCAGUAGAAAUUACC